Molecule: messenger RNA, 2074 nt
Organism: Photinus pyralis (common eastern firefly)
Lineage: Eukaryota; Metazoa; Arthropoda; Insecta; Coleoptera; Lampyridae
Product: open rectifier potassium channel protein 1-like
Exons: 5
Coding region: 236-2044 (602 amino acids)
Biological process (GO): stabilization of membrane potential; potassium ion transmembrane transport
Cellular component (GO): membrane
Molecular function (GO): potassium ion leak channel activity
Source: RefSeq, a predicted model, not a curated record
AUAUGGUUCAGUAGUAGGUACUAUCAAUUGUAACCAUUUUCUUUCGAACAGCUGUCGCUGUACAAUAAAAAUCGCAAUAGUAGUUCAGGUUGGUUUGCCAUUGAUUUUAUUGUCCUUACCAUACAUGCAAUUAUUGCAAUAUCGAUAGUUACUAUUUCAAUGUUUUCGUGUUUACAACUUGUCAUAUCUCGGAGGUAAAUUUUGAUGAAAGCCAGAUCGUAAUACGCUGAAAAUUAUGUUGAGCAAAAGACAAUGGAUAGCGUUCUUGUGUGUAUUUGUGGGUUACGCGUUGUUUGGUGCUUCCGUGUUUUACUUCAUCGAAUCCGUGGAAGAAGCGCAACGAGCAUCGGCGGAAGAAAAGCAGAAGCAGGAAAUUAACGAUUUAAUCCGAGCGAAGUAUCCGCCUCAACUACAGGAAGAGCUGUUUUACAAGAUUGGUAACUAUUGCAAAAAGCCCGUUGGUGAUACCCCUCACGAUUCGUCGACAGCAAAAUUGGAAUGGACCUUUUAUCAUUCUGUCUUUUUUGUUUUAACCAUACUAUCCACAAUCGGAUACGGAAAUUUAUCACCAACAACAACUUUCACGCGCGUGUUUAUGAUUAUCUACGGAGUUGUGGGGAUACCCAUUAAUGGCAUUGUGAUAAUUACUCUGGGAAGUUACUUUGGAACGACCUUUACAAAUAUUUACAAGCGAUGGAGGAAUAAAGAAAAUACGCGCCCGUACCAUACUCUAGGAAUGGUAGGAAAAAUCGUGUUAUAUUCAUGUCCUGGAUUUGCCUUCCUCAUCAUCGUGCCUUCUAUAGUCAUUGUCCUGUACGAAGGUUGGAGCUUCGACAAAGCCGUGGAAUUUGCAUUUGGUACACUUACUACUAUUGGAGUGGGACAGGUAGUACCUGGUGUAUUCAGAUCCGACAACGACGUAGUCCACGUGCUGUACAACAGCUUUCUACUAAUAUGGAUUAUCAUCGGGCUUGGAUACGUGGCAAUGGUCUUUGGCUUUAUCACCAAAGGACUUCAAAGUGAAAAGAUGUUUAACCUAGAACAAAAAUUGACUAAUAACAUUAAGAAGACGAAUAAAAAAAUUCGAAAAGAGCUUCGCUAUAUUCUAGACGAUCUCAUUUCUACUCAAUCGUCCAUAUCGCCUGUGUACAGGGAGAGGCGCGUAAAUGUACUAGCCAAGCACAGUAGAACUCAAAGCUGUCCAGAUUUGAGGCAAUUUGUUGAGAGAAAUGGGAAGAGACGAGCGACGUCAGUAUUAUACCCGCUUAUUACAAUAGAGGAUGAAAUGAGCGAAACUCACAUUCAAAGAAUUGAAAGAAUUAAAACACUGGAAAGUAACAUCAAUAUUCAACACAGCGAAUUACUAGAAAAAGUUGUGAACGCUUUAUCGGAUUUUAAGGGGUCCGUUGAAACAGCUGACAGCAUUGGCUCAAGUGGUACUGGUGUUAAUGAUUGUGAAGCCUUUCAUAAAACAAAAGAUCAAGCUCGACAAGAAGAUGCAAUGGGAAAGUGUGGCGAAACACAUAAUCGCAGAGUAACAGUUGGACAUGAACCAGAAUCGCUAUUUUCCAAAUUGAGAAGGAGAAUACGUUCAUCUUUUGUAUCGGAAAAGCUUGACGUUGAUUCCGAAGGUCAGUUAGACGAUCAGACGUUAGUAGCGCAUGCGUCAAAGCCGCCAGAUAACUCGCUUUCCGAUUUUCUGCGAGCGUUAAGCAUAAUCAAUUUUAACGAGAUAUCAAAGCCAAACGGUGACGGUUGCAAAGCCAAUAGCCGACGACGGUUGCCAAUAGUACCGUUGCUACGGCGAACAUCACUAAUUUCAACAGUAUCGUCAAGACUCACUGAUAGACGACGAUCCUCUGAAGACGGAAAAGCGCAUUUUAUAAGAAAUUUUCCUCGGUACAGCGCUUUUGCUAGACCAGUAAUUCCAAAUGGUGGCGUUAACACUAGUUUUUCGAAUACGGACCAAAGAAAUUUUCCAGAAAUUCCUACAAUAUCUAAAUCUUGUACUAAAGGCGAUCUGAACACUUUUACUCAUGUUUAAGUCGACAUUAGAAUAAAUGGUGGGUAGACA